AUGUCUAAACGAAAUGUAGACCCGCUCUAUCAGCCUUUUAUACAGCCUACACACGAGAACCACAGUCCGUGGGUCAUCGUGUCUACCUGUCUGUUCAUGAUUAUUACCUUCUCCGUGGCCACUACAACACUUAUUGCGCGGUUUAGAGUCCUCAGGACACUGGCAUGGAGUGACUGGUUUCUGCUUUUUGCUACUCUUAUAUACAUAAGCCAAAUACUCGCUCUCGCCUCGUUAGCAUGCUCAAAAGCCUCAAUCACCCUGCUUCUUAUUUCGAUUAAGCCGCUGAAGAACAUCCUGUUGAUGUGCCGUAUUCUUCUCGGAGUUCUGGGAAUUUGGGGUGUGAUCGGCAUUAUAUCCCUUUCUUUGCAAUGCGGACUGUCUCGACCGUGGAUUUCGGGGGACAAAUGUUGGCUCAAUCAGUACGCGCUACAUGUUGGCCUUAACAUAGGAAGCAUGGUUACAGAUUUUGCUCUGGUCAUUUUACCGUUUCUCUUUGUGUUUCAGGUGCAAAUUCCUCGGCCUAAACGACUGGCCAUUGCUGCUCUUUUUGGCAUAAGAACAAUUGUCCCUUCCUUCACUAUUGUGAUGACAGCUAUAUCAAAAUCCUAUUUUUCUCCCAAUACACACGAGAAAUCUUGGUUGGCCGUUAUGCCGACAAUAUGGAUGCAAGCUAUUCUUUGCGUUUCAAUUGUGGCUACCUGCAUUCCAAAUCUAAAACGACUGUUGGCUGUUCUUCGAACUGGAUUGAUGGCUGGAACGGUUAACGAAUUCUAUGAGCUGUCAAUUUCGGGAGGCAGUAAAGCUGUGACCGCGGGAUCCCAACUGCGUUCCGGAAAAACGUCUUAUUCGAAAGAGAACUACGGUGCAGGCACACCACGGCCUUCAACUUCUGGAGGUAGCGUCUCUGGGACACCGACCAUCCCUUUGUAUACAGGAAAAUCUCAUGCUAUACACCACCUGCAUCCAAAUACGACCUUUGGGGUAUCCACCACCGGGAAAACGGAAAAUUUCGACAAUGGAAACAUCAUCGAAUCCAAAAUAUCCGGCCGCAAAAGCCCAAUAUUCAAACUACCGGAUUUCCUUUGGGAACGAAGUGAGCUGCCAGGAAUCACUCCCCCCAAACCAGUUGACCGUAGUUCAAGUCUUGACAUCUUGACAAGAGGGUGA
Microsporum canis CBS 113480 is the source of this 1167-nucleotide messenger RNA. RefSeq lists its product as hypothetical. The transcript is spliced from 3 exons. Bases 1 to 1167 code for a protein of 388 amino acids. The record is from RefSeq and is a predicted model, not a curated record. NCBI's taxonomy places the organism in Eukaryota, Fungi, Ascomycota, Eurotiomycetes, Onygenales, Arthrodermataceae.